Akanthomyces muscarius is the source of this 945-nucleotide messenger RNA. RefSeq lists its product as uncharacterized. Bases 1 to 945 code for a protein of 314 amino acids. The transcript has 4 exons. The record is from RefSeq and is a predicted model, not a curated record. Gene Ontology annotation, cellular component: mitochondrion. Gene Ontology annotation, biological process: alternative respiration. Gene Ontology annotation, molecular function: alternative oxidase activity. Lineage: Eukaryota; Fungi; Ascomycota; Sordariomycetes; Hypocreales; Cordycipitaceae.
AUGCUGUCCACCACUACGCGCACAAGAGCGCCUGCCGCUUCAAGGCAGGCUGCCAAACUCGCCAAAGCAGCCAUCGUCUCCGCGAAUGCCAGCCCGAGCCCGCAACAGGCCGGCCUGCGCCUGCGCCUUGCCGCGACCCCCUACUGCUGCCACGGCUGCCGCUCGUUCUCGACGACGCCCGUAUCGCAGCUCAAGGACUUCUUCCCCGCCAAGGACACACACCUGAUCCAGACGACGCCGGCCGCGUGGCCCCAUCCCGGCUACACCCUCGAGGAGAUGAAGGCCGUCGUGCCCGCCCACCGCAAGCCGCGCACCUUUGGCGACUGGCUGGCGUGGAAGACGGUCCGCUUCGCGCGCUACUGGAUGGACAAGGCGACAGGCAUGGACCGCGCCCAGCAGGUUGACAAGGCGCAUCCCACAACCUCCGUCGAGGCAGACAAGCCCUUGACCGAAGCCCAAUGGCUCAUCCGAUUCGUCUUUCUCGAGAGCAUUGCUGGUGUGCCUGGCAUGGUCGGCGGCAUGCUUCGACAUCUGGGCAGCUUGCGCCGCAUGAAGCGCGACAACGGCUGGAUCGAGACUCUUCUCGAAGAAAGCUACAACGAACGCAUGCAUCUGUUGACGUUUAUGAAGAUGUGUGAGCCUGGCUGGUUCAUGAAGCUCAUGAUCAUCGGUGCCCAGGGCGUCUUCUUCAACGGCAUGUUCCUCAUGUAUCUUGUGAACCCCAAGAUUAUCGAUCAAAGAAAUCGAAGAGGGCCAUCUGCCGCGCUGGGCGGAUCCCAAAUUUCGCAUUCCAGACAUCGCUGUUCAGUACUGGAGAAUGCCAGAGGGCCAUCAGACCAUGAAGGAUCUUUUAUUGUACAUUCGCGCCGACGAGGCGGGCCACAGAGGCGUCAAUCACACGUUUGGAAACCUGAACCAAAAGGAGGACCCCAACCCGUUCGUUAG